Molecule: messenger RNA, 733 nt
Organism: Dendrobium catenatum
Lineage: Eukaryota; Viridiplantae; Streptophyta; Magnoliopsida; Asparagales; Orchidaceae
Product: upstream activation factor subunit UAF30
Exons: 2
Coding region: 86-430 (114 amino acids)
Cellular component (GO): nucleus
Source: RefSeq, a predicted model, not a curated record
ACCGGGAUGAACCGCAAAGCCCUUGUUCCGCUGUCCGACCGACCUUCCCCAUACGUAGGUGUCGGCGAAUUUGCAGUUGGAAGCAAUGCUCAGGGUCUUCAGAGGUGCCAGGCCUCUCGCCGCCGCCGCCAAGGCCACAGCGAACGCCGCGGCUCCGGCUUUGCGGGCGGUGGCGGAGCCCAAGGGGAUAUUGAAGCCGGUGCCAGUGUCGGCGGCUAUGCGGAAGUUCAUCGGUCAGCCGGAGAUCUCACGUGCAGAGGCCGUCAAGAAGGUUUGGGACCACAUCAAGCUCCACCAGCUUCAGAACCCAUCAAAUAAGAAGGAGAUAAUCUGCGAUGAGAAGCUAAAGAUAAUAUUCGAGGGAAAGGACAAAAUAGGAAUGAUGGAAAUUGCAAAAUUGCUCUCUCCUCACUUCUUGAAAUCCAAAUGAUCCUGCAUAGAAUUAACUUGGCUGUUUUUAGAUGACCAACUCGUGGCUUUUACAUGCAGCAGAUGCCAUCUUCUGGGUCUUGAUUUAGAUUAGUCAGUAUACCUUUAAGCUUUACAUGUUUUGUCCACAUUUUGCUGUGUCAUUUGUCUGUACUUUGCUUGAUUUGUAAGCACAACCUUUAUGGAUUAAAUGUGCUAAUGUCCAAAAACUUGUUGUUUAUGUUCGAUCAUUAGCUCAAUUUUGACUUGUUUUGACUAUCUUUUACUUAAUGAGCAAAACAGGAAUAUGAGCCUUAUUAGAUCU